Molecule: messenger RNA, 1038 nt
Organism: Acanthamoeba castellanii str. Neff
Lineage: Eukaryota; Discosea; Longamoebia; Acanthamoebidae
Exons: 2
Coding region: 1-1038 (345 amino acids)
Source: RefSeq, a predicted model, not a curated record
AUGGAGGACGACGAGGAGGAGGACGACGACGAAGGGGUAGACUGGACCCGUCAAGCAGAGUUCGGCCCCUCCUUCGGGCGCGACGUCACAGAAAUGGUGUUGGAGAUGGAGGCCCUCAUCAACAAUGCCCUCGGUGGGCGUGCCGCUGCGGCGCCGUGUGCAGCAACCGAGAGGACCACGGCGACGGUCGUCGAGCAGCUCUUGGGUCCACGUGGACAGGUCGACCGCGGUCUCUUGGACCUCGGCGUCGAGGGCCUGAUGGUCGAGAGCGGCGAGAGGCUCAGUCUCGAGCUUCUGCUGGGAGGAAGCGACGACGAUGGCGGCGGCAGCAGUGGCAGCGACAGCAUGCUCCUUGCGGACAAUUGCCAGCGAGGCGAAGGAGACGAGCAGCAGCAAGAGCUCGAGGCGCAGGCCAGCAUGCGAAGGCGCCUGGCGGCAGAGUUCGAAGAGGAGAGGCGAAGGGAGAAGGAGCGUAACCGACGAGGAGCCUCAUCAGACCAGCCCCACCGCACCGGGAGCGACUUGCGACGCGCCAGUUCCACCGCGAGCGGGAGUGGUGCCGACAAGCGGCCAAAGCGCGAUCGAGACCGAGACCGAGACGCGAGAGGAGGCAGCACUUCCUCCGCCAGGGACAAGGAACGAGAGCGAGAGCGAGAUCGAGAGCGGGACAGAGAGCGCGAUCGCGAGCGCGAGAGGAGCAGAGAGAAGGGAGAGGGCCACAGCAGCCGUGACCGAGAGAGGGACAGCAAAGAAGGCGGCGGCAGCGGCAGCGGCAGCAGGGAGAGGGACAGGGAGAAGGACAGAGAGAGGGACCGAGACAGCUACCGGGAGCGAGACCGACAGCGGGACAGGGAGCGAUCGUUCACUCGCGAGCGAGACCAUGGCCGAGACCGCGGAGACCGGGGCGGGGAGUUUCACUCUCGCGAGCGAGACCGAGAACGCGACUCCUACACCAGCAAUCCAAGGGCCGAGCGCGACAGCUACCGGGUGGAGCGUGACGGAUAUUCGCGAGAUCGAGACUACGCCGGGGGCCUCUAG